UAUUUAAGGAAUAUAAUGGGGGUGCUUCUGUGUUUCUAUAUGAAACUGUGUGAUGUGAAACUCAAAAAACGCAGAAACCUCGUAAAGUCGGAAGCCAACCCGACCAGCCAACACCGUCAAUCGGAGACGGGCUUCGGAGUUGAGAGAGAGAGAGAGAGAGAUGGGGUUCCGAUGUAUUGAGUGUGGAUUUCAGGUUGGUAACAGUAAAAAUCUAUUUGUCCAGUAUUCUCCAGGAAACAUCCGCCUUAUGAGAUGUGAGAAUUGCAAAGCAGUUGCAGACGAGUAUAUAGAAUGUGAGAUCAUGAUCCUUUUGAUUGAUUUGAUAUUGCACAAGCCCAAAGCAUAUAGACAUCUACUCUACAAUUCGCUCAAUCGACAAGCAGUGAAUCAUCAGGGCUUGUUUUGGAAGACGGCUUUUGCUUUUCUUCUUCUGGAUGCAUACAGGGUCCUGCUCUUGAAUCAGAGUGAAGAGGGAUGGGGUUUGUCCGUGGGCUUUUCUACAUUAGUUUCAAGAUAUGGAAAGGUGCUGAUGGAUCUCCUAUUUGGAAACUUCGUAUUUCUUAGUUUUCUACUUCUCGUGACAAGAUAUUUUUUGGAAGCAUCUUUUGGAGCCUUGCGGUACAUAGACGUUUUGCUUGCCAUCUUUAUUUCUAGCUACUUCAAGAUCUUUCUCAUUGUCAUGAUGGUUUGGGAGUUUCCAUCUUCAGUGCUUUUUAUCAUUGAUAUAUUCGUUCUAUCCUCCAACACAGUGGCUCUGAAAGUGAUCACCGAGUCAUCCAUCGAGAAAUGUAUCGGGGCUUGCUUUAGUGCACAUGCUGUUAAGUUAUUUUUCAGAGGGUUGCUUGACAUCGCCUACCGAGAUCACUAAGACGAUCAAUUAAAACUCCGUUGCUCCGUUGCCUGAUGCCUCAGUUAUAUGUAUCUUUUCCUUUCAUGUAUGUCAAUGUGGACAUCUCGAAGCUGACUUGUUCACUUGGUGAUCCAAUGUGACCCAAACACUUCCUACAUCGAUGAUAUCUAGAAACUGUGGUUUUAACUUCCCUCCUGCACCCCCAAGUGAUCCAAAGUCUUGUACAAGUGGAAGAACCCAGAUUAGGAGCCCUAUGAUCUUAAGUUAUACAAUGUUGUUCACGAUUGUAUCCUCCUACAGCUGAUCUCCCUCUUCAGCCCCAUCCCACUUCUGGAACUCCUGUUCUACUCUGUAAAAUCAGAAUAUUAGCUUAAUUGAAGAAUAGCAGGGUUUUUUUUUCCAA
Rhododendron vialii is the source of this 1253-nucleotide messenger RNA. RefSeq names its product protein ARV 2. Gene Ontology annotation, biological process: sphingolipid metabolic process; intracellular sterol transport; regulation of plasma membrane sterol distribution. The record is from RefSeq and is a predicted model, not a curated record. The transcript has 9 exons. Gene Ontology annotation, cellular component: cortical endoplasmic reticulum; Golgi apparatus. NCBI's taxonomy places the organism in Eukaryota, Viridiplantae, Streptophyta, Magnoliopsida, Ericales, Ericaceae. The coding region runs from base 161 to 868 and encodes 235 amino acids.